This is a messenger RNA of Pelmatolapia mariae (spotted tilapia), 7234 nucleotides long. RefSeq names its product cytoplasmic linker associated protein 1a (gene clasp1a). Gene Ontology annotation, biological process: establishment of mitotic spindle localization; mitotic spindle assembly. The coding region runs from base 601 to 5289 and encodes 1562 amino acids. NCBI's taxonomy places the organism in Eukaryota, Metazoa, Chordata, Actinopteri, Cichliformes, Cichlidae. The record is from RefSeq and is a predicted model, not a curated record. Gene Ontology annotation, molecular function: kinetochore binding; microtubule binding. Gene Ontology annotation, cellular component: mitotic spindle; kinetochore; basal cortex. The transcript has 41 exons.
AGCAUUCCGGGUGGAGAGAGUGAGAGAAAGAGAGGCGGACAUAGGAGAGAUUUAAGGCCGGAGUGAGGAUAUUUACCCGGGGAGACGCGGGCUGGCUGUGAGGACGAGCUGCGGAGGUUAUGGGCAGCCCCAUUCAGAUUUGGGGACAGGUCAUGGAGCUCUAAGCUAGCACUCUCCAUCCAUCUCCAUCUGCUGCCAGAAGCGCCUCUUCCAGCCUGCUGCUGUGGUUUGGCUCCGACUCCUCGAAGAGAAGAAGAGGGAGGAGUAAACUUCCCCCAGCUGCUGUGCAGACACACACAUGCUGCAUUGCUACCAUUCCCCAAGCCCUACUCCAUCUAUCCCGGGGGCACGGCCAUUAGCUUGCUAGCAGGCUAGCAUUUGGCACAGAAAGAAGGCCUGUCCUGAGGGACCAAACACAAGCAGACUGUACAGUGGCCUCCUCCUUUUGUCCUCAAUUUUCAGGUCAUACCCACCAAGUGGAACUCCUUUUGUCCAGCUGUCACUCCCGCUGCUCUGAGCAGUGGAGGAUUGCUAGCGAUCAGUCAAUCAUAGAGCCGGGCAGACUGAGGAAGCCAGAGGGCGUGUUUACCAGACACCAGAAUGAUGGAGCCUAGCAUGGAAAACUGUCUGGCCCUGGUCCUGCAGAAGGACAUGGGCCGAAGGCUGCAGGUUGGCCAGGAGAUCAUUGAUUACAUUCUGGACAAGGAAAAAUCCCAUGACUUGGAGCAGGACCAGACAGCGCUGGACAAGAUGGUCGAUGGCAUCGCCAGCUCCUGGGUCAACUCCAGCAACUUCAAGGUGGCGCUGCUCGGCCUGGACCUCUUAUCUGCCUUAGUGACAAGGUUACAGGAGCGAUUUAGAGCCCAGGUGGGAACAGUUCUGCCCAGCCUUAUUGAUCGAUUGGGAGAUGCCAAAGAUCAGGUGCGAGAAACAGACCAAACGUUGCUGCUAAAGAUCAUGGAACAAGCCGCCAAUCCGCAGUACGUGUGGGACCGAAUGCUGGGAGGUUUCAAGCAUAAAAACAACCGGACCAGAGAAGGAGUGUGCCUUUGUCUCAUCGCCACGCUGAACACAUAUGGAGCCCAAGGCCUGACUCUCAGUAAAAUUGUUCCUCAUAUAUGUAACCUCCUGGGGGACCCCACUAGUCAGGUCCGUGAUGGAGCCAUGAGCUCCCUGGUGGAGAUCUACAGACAUGUGGGUGAGAGGGUGAGGCUGGAUCUCAGCAAGAAGGGCCUGCCACAGUCACGCUUGAAUGUAAUCUUCAGCAAAUUCGAUGAAGUCCAAAGAUCCGGAAACAUGAUCUCAUCUUCUGGUUCAGAUAAGAACUUUGAGGAUGAGGACUCUGUGGACGGAGGCCGGUCCUCCUCCUCCUCCUCCAAAGCACCACCUAGUGGCAGGAGGACUGUAGUGAGCUCUGUCAGAAGACCCAGCUCAGCCACCACGCCAAAGCCCACAGGUAAAGAAGCUGCUGCUGGUGCUGUUGAUGAAGAGGAUUUUAUUAAAGCCUUUGAAGACGUGCCCUCGGUCCAGAUCUACUCCAACAGAGAGCUCGAGGACCAGCUGAGCAAGAUCAGAGAAGUGCUGUCUGAUGACAAACAUGACUGGGAGCACCGAGUGGUUGCGCUGAAGAAGGUCCGUUCCCUCAUGUUGGCGGGGGCCACUGAUUAUGAAGGUUUCCCUCAGCAGCUUCGACUUCUUGAGGCUUCCUUCAAGCUGUCAGCUAAAGACCUGCGCUCCCAGGUGGUCCGAGAGGCCUGCAUCACGCUGGGACAUUUGUCAUCGAUUCUCGGUAACAAGUUUGACCACGCGGCCGAGAGCGUCAUGCCAACCUUGCUGAAUCUCGUGCCCAACAGUGCCAAAGUCAUGGCCACGUCCGGGGUGGCCGCCAUCCGUCUCAUCCUCAGGCACACACAUUACCCACGGCUCAUCCCCAUCAUCACCAGUAACUGCACCUCCAAAUCAGUCGCAGUCAGACGACGCUGUUACGAGUUUCUCGACCUCAUGCUGCAGGAGUGGCACACCAAUACACUGGAAAGGCACGUGGCAGUUCUCACUGAGACCAUCAAGAAAGGAAUCCACGAUGCCGACUCUGAAGCCAGAUCCAUCGCUAGAAAGUGCUACUGGGGCUUUCACGGUCACUACAGCCGGGAGGCAGAACAUCUUUUCCAGGCGCUGGAGGCCACCUAUCAGAAGGCCCUCCAGUCCCACCUGAAGAGCUCAGACAGCAUCGUGUCUCUGCCCCAGUCAGACCGGUCCUCGUCGUCUUCGCAGGAGAGUCUGAACCGGCCACUGUCUGUGAAGAGCGUGAUUGGAGGGAGCAUGACGAGGAGUAAGCUUGUGGGAUCCAGGGUGCCGUCCACUCCAGGAUCCCUCCAACGCUCCCGCAGUGACAUCGACGUAAACGCCGCCUCCAGCGCCAAGUCUCGUCUGUCCACUGUUCCCACCUCCUCGCCGUUCAGCUCUGCAGCCGCUCUUCCACCAGGAUCCUACGCCUCUUUAGGUCGCGUUCGCACAAGGAGACAGAGCUCGGGCAGCGUUGGCGGAGCCAGCUCUUCUUCAGUGGUGGACAGCAGGGGGCGAAGUCGGGCCAAAGUGGUCUCACAGUCCCAGCGAUCAAGAUCAGCCAAUCCCAUAAGUGCCGGCAGUCGCUCCAGCUCUCCGGGUAAGCUACUCAGUCACAGCAGCUACGGACGGAUCCCUCGAGCCACGGCAUCAGCCUCCACCACUCCGGCGGACAAGCGCAGCAGGAUCCCUCGCAGCCAGGGCUGCAGCCGGGAAACCAGCCCCAGCCGAUUAGGCCUUGCCCGGAGCCGCAUUCCCCGUCCGAGCAUGAGUCAAGGUUGCAGUCGCGACACCAGUCGUGAGAGCAGCCGUGACACCAGCCCCGCUCGGGGCUUCACUCCUCUGGCCUCCCGACGUCACUCCCGUUCAACCAGCGCCCUCUCCACAGCCGACCCCCACGGCCAGUCAGAUCGGUACGGUUUGGUGCAUCAAGCGAGAAUUUCUGCGUCCGUUAAUGCCAUGAGGGUCCUAAACACCGGCACAGAGGUGGAGGCAGCAGUCGCUGAUGCUCUGAGGAAGACAUUGAGGCGGAGGUACGAAUCCCCGGGGAUGUACUCUGACGACGAUGCCAACAGCGACGCAUCUAGCGCAUGCUCGGAGCGCUCGUACGGGUCACGAAAUGGAGGAAUCCCACAUUACUUGCGCCAGACGGAGGAUGUGGCUGAGGUCCUGAACCACUGUGCCAGUUCCAACUGGUCUGAGAGGAAGGAGGGCCUGCUGGGCCUGCAGAACCUACUCAAGAGCCAAAGAAUACUGAGUCGCGUGGAGCUGAAGAGACUUUGUGAGAUCUUCACACGGAUGUUUGCAGAUCCACACAGCAAGAGAGUGUUCAGCAUGUUCCUUGAAACUCUCGUGGACUUCGUCACAGUACACAGGGAGGACCUACAGGACUGGCUCUUUGUCCUGCUCACCCAGCUGCUGAAGAAGAUGGGUGCAGACCUGCUUGGCUCAGUCCAGGCCAAAGUCCAGAAAGCCCUGGAUGUCACAAGGGAGUCCUUCCCAUUUGACCAGCAGUUCAACAUUCUGAUGAGGUUCAUUGUGGAUCAGACUCAGACUCCAAACCUCAAGGUGAAAGUGGCCAUUUUAAAGUACAUCGAGUCCCUGGCACGGCAGAUGGAUCCCACAGACUUUGUCAACUCCAGCGAGACUCGGCUCGCGGUGUCUCGCAUCAUCACCUGGACCACUGAACCAAAAAGUUCAGAUGUGCGGAAGGCGGCACAGGUGGUGCUGAUUGCUUUGUUUGAGCUCAACACCCCAGAGUUCACCAUGCUGCUGGGAGCACUGCCCAAAACUUUCCAGGACGGCGCCACCAAACUGCUGCACAAUCACCUGAAGAACACGAGCAACACCAGCAGCAAUGUGGGCUCUCCGAGUAACACUAUUGGCCGAAUGCCGGCUCGUCACACACCCAGCAGGACCAGCCCUCUCACCUCACCGACAAACUGCUCCCAUGGAGGACUCUCUCCAAGUCGGUUAUGGGGUUGGGGUGUCGACGGACUAUCAAAGCACCCGCCUGCCCCUCCUCCUCCUCCUCCUCCUACGCCUCACUCCACCUCUGCUGCCCCCACCAUAAGGGUCCUGCGCAGAGCGUAUUCACCCAGCAUGAUGGAGUACGACACGGAGAACAUGAACUCAGACGAGAUCUACAGCUCGCUGCGUGGCGUCACUGAAGCCAUCCAGAGCUUCUCCUACCGGAGCCAGGAGGAUCUGAACGAGCCUAUUAGACGGGAGGCAAAGAGGGAUGAUGCAGCAGGGAGAGAAGGAGUAGCUUCCUCUCCUGGGUCUGAUGCCCGGCUUGGCUUAGACGUGGUGGAAGGCGGUCGCACUGCCUUGGACAACAAAACUUCGCUGCUCAACACGCCAUCGCCGCGCUCCUUCUCUGGGCCGCGGACUCGAGAAUUUGCCCCAUACGGCUACGGAGAAACCAUUUGCACGUACGACAAGAGCGCCCUGAAGGAGGCCGUGUUCGACGAUGAUGUGGAGCAGUUCAGAGACUUCGGGCAGGAUCACUCAGACCUGGUGGCCGAUCUUUUGAAGGAGCUGUCCAAUCACAACGAGCGCUCAGAGGAACGUAAAGGCGCCCUGGUGGAGCUGCUGAAGAUCACACGAGAAGACAGCAUGGCUGUGUGGGACGAACAUUUCAAAACCAUCCUCCUCCUCCUGCUGGAGACCCUGGGUGAUAAAGAUCACACCAUUCGAGCUCUGGCUCUGCGAGUGCUGAAGGAAAUUCUGAGGAAUCAGCCUGCCCGCUUUAAAAACUAUGCCGAGCUGACCAUCAUGAAGACGCUGGAGGCGCACAAAGACUCUCACAAGGAAGUUGUGCGUGCAGCCGAGGAGGCGGCGGCAACACUGGCCGGCUCCAUUCACCCAGAGCAGUGCAUCAAGGUGCUGUGCCCCAUAGUGCAGACGGCCGACUACCCCAUCAACCUGGCAGCCAUCAAGAUGCAAACCAAAGUAAUUGAACGCAUCGCCAAGGAAUCAUUGCUGCAGCUGCUGCCCGACAUCAUCCCCGGACUCCUGCAGGGCUAUGACAACACAGAGAGCAGCGUUCGCAAGGCCAGUGUGUUCUGUCUGGUGGCUAUCUACUCUGUGAUUGGUGAGGAGCUCAAACCCCACCUGGCACAGCUUACGGGAAGCAAGAUGAAGUUACUGAACCUGUACAUCAAGCGUGCUCAGACGACAAACAGCAAUAGCAGCAGUUCCUCAGAUGUCUCCUCUCACAGUUAAUGGAGGUGGUUUCAUCCAUUCCAAGACUCCAGAUCAGGCUUCUCUGUCUCUGAGCAUCACCCUCCUCAUCACGGCUCUGCAGCUCAUCCUCUCAACCCAUUUUGUUCCUUCGUGUCAUCCGCCUCUACUCUGGAAACAUCUGAACUGGAUUGCUGUCCUGGUUUCAAGUUGGUGGGGAAGGAUUGGACACAUUUGGAUUUUUGGAUUUAGGAUAUGGCGCUUUCUCCUCCUCCUGUGGUUCCCACCAUCUCCACAUCAGCUCCAAUCUGUUUCUCCUUCAUCCCUUCUGCUUUUAGAUUUGUUUCUAUAAGCGUAAAAUAUUCACAUCAAAGAAAUGUUUCUGUCAGAUCAUCUUCAGUUUGGGAUGAAAUGUCAUUUGGCUGGCCCAGUGAUGGCAACAAGCCCAUAAAGUGUGCAGUGAAUUCUGUUUUAAGGGCAUGAAGACCAAAUAUUGCAAGGAGGAAAAAAAAAUUAGAUAUGGACAGAAAGACAAAACGAGGAAGUCCUAUGUGAGCAUUUUAGUCCAAGGAUCAUCUUUGAUUGUAAUUUCUUUUCUUUUUUUAAUGUGCUCGUUUCUCUUUAGGAGUGGCUUAAAACCCAAACUGUCACGAUUACAAUACAGAUCUCGUCUCUAAACAGAACUGACAAUCCUUCACAUUUCGUGCAGAUCUUUUAACAGAGAACACAAACCAUAGUUGCCACAUGGGGUGGAAGCUAAGCCUGUUAAAAGCUGUAACGUUUGCGUUGUUUUUACUUCCUGCUUCCAUUUGUGUCUGAGCGCUUACUCUGUCUUACAGGAAGUCCUUUGUAUAUACAGCAGAUGAGGAGUCGGGGGAGACUAGGCCUUAUGUUUGUGGACUGCGGAGAGUGAAUGGGAUGUACGGCACCGUCACUCUCGGCUCUUUAAAAAAAAGAAAAGAAAAACAAACAAAAAAAUGUGAAUCUGCAGGAGAAGCGUGCCUAGUGGGCCGCGUCGCUCUCAGACUUGUGACCGUGCAAACACAGUAUUACUUCUUUCCUCUUUCACAGCUUCUGCAAUAACCACAAAGAAAUCAAAGGUGUUUUGUACAUACACUUUCUGACCGCUGCUUCACAGAAAAGCAGACUUUUUAUGUUUUUUUUGGCUUGCAUGAACCUGCGGCACGCGUCAACUCAGUGCUGCGCGGAGAGACCGGAGCUUCUUCGGCUGUUAAAGUGCACUUUUAACAUCAUGAGAUCACUCAACUCUGAGGAGGCGCUCGUACGGAAAAGGUACACACUCUGUGUUUAAUUUAUUCUGCUGUAAAGUUUUAAGUGGUGGAUUCCUGCUGUGAAGCACUUCAUCGAUUCCCUGAUUGGGAAGAAGUUUCUCAGUCUGAUCAGCUUAUUGGACCUGAUUUGGUUUUGAUGGUCAGUUGAUCUGCUGUAGUUUUUUUCUUUAUAAUACUCUGAAUAAUGAAUAAUAAUGCUGAUUCCUGAUUUGUCAAAAUCCGCUGAGAAUGGUCCAACUCUGCUUCUUUAAGGAAAUGAAUGUACAGAAACAACACGGUGAAUUUGCUGGUACUCAAAAGGAUUUGACUUUUUCUUUCUCAGCGUCCUUCAGCACGCUCAUUUAAUCAGCUGAGUUUUUACUGCAAAAGCAAACCUGCAAACUGGUGAAAACCCACCAAUCUUCUCGCAUCUGUCCUCUCGUCGCUGGAUCUAAAACAGACGCGUCGGCGUUCCUCACAGACUGUUCACUAUGCAUGUUCAGCAGUCUUUCUUUGGCUUCACGCGCUCAUGUAAUAUUCACACCUGUAUUUAUAUAUUUUAUUUGAUCUUAUUGUAUUUAGUUCUGUCAUGAUGAACUGUACAGAAGGUUUUUUGUUUUGUUUUUUAUGUUAACAUCAAUGUGUGAUCAGUUUGCAGCGAUGUAAAAAACUGUUUGCUGUAGAAAUAAAAAGACAGAGAACUGAUCUCAGCGCUU